Molecule: messenger RNA, 778 nt
Organism: Lontra canadensis (Northern American river otter)
Lineage: Eukaryota; Metazoa; Chordata; Mammalia; Carnivora; Mustelidae
Gene: LCN2
Product: lipocalin 2
Exons: 6
Coding region: 165-764 (199 amino acids)
Molecular function (GO): small molecule binding
Source: RefSeq, a predicted model, not a curated record
GGCAACUGCCUCACCCUUCCUGGAUUUGGCAAAGGAUAAAUUCGCUCCACCCUGGCGUGAGCCACUGGUCAGGGGACCAUAAAUAGGGUCCCCGGGGCAGCCUUCUCACUAGCUUCUCCUCCUUAGCUGCUGUCCGGCACGCCAGUUUCCUAAGCCCUGAAGUCAUGGCCCGGGGUAUCCUGUGUCUGGGCCUCGUCCUGCUGGGGACCCUGCAGGCUCCGGCCCGGGACUUCCUCAUAAGUCCGAUCCCAGUCCCACUUCUGGUCUCAAUCCCCCUGCAGCCCGACUUCCAGGAGGACCAGUUCCAGGGAAAAUGGUACGUCAUAGGCAUAGCAGGGAACUCGAUUAAUGCAACAAGAAGAGCCCGGUUCAAGAUGUACACCACCACAUACGAAUUGAAGGACGACCACAGCUACAAUGUCACCUCCACCAUGAUCCGGAACGAGAGCUGUGACCACUGGAUCAGAACCUUCGUCCCAAGUCUCCUGCCGGGCCAGUUCACUUUGGGCGACAUCAAGAGUCAUGUCGGGGUGCAGAACUACACCGUGCGCGUCAUGAUGACCAACUACAACCAAGUCGCCAUGGUGUUCUUCAAGAAAGUUCACGACAACCACGAGUUCUUCAAGAUCACCCUCUACGGGAGGACCAAGCAGCUGAGCACCAAUCUGAAGAAGUAUUUCACCCGCUUUGCCAAAUCCCUGGGCCUCACCGAUAACCACAUCAUCUUCCCUGUCCCCAUUGACAAGUGCAUUGAUGAUGAGUGAACGAGCAUGCGGUG